This is a messenger RNA of Emiliania huxleyi CCMP1516, 3919 nucleotides long. RefSeq lists its product as hypothetical. The coding region runs from base 50 to 3685 and encodes 1211 amino acids. The transcript has 8 exons. Gene Ontology annotation, biological process: mRNA splicing, via spliceosome. The record is from RefSeq and is a predicted model, not a curated record. Lineage: Eukaryota; Haptophyta; Isochrysidales; Noelaerhabdaceae. Gene Ontology annotation, molecular function: U2 snRNA binding; protein binding. Gene Ontology annotation, cellular component: U2 snRNP; nucleus.
CUAGCCGCGCGCUGCUAGUCACUCCACGCAAGCCCAGUUCGCCGCCGCGAUGGCGAACCUGGGGUCUGCUGGCGGCCUUCACAUGUACGCGCUGACGCUGCAGCGCGCCUCUGGCGUGACCGGGGCGGUGUUCGGCAACUUCUCGGCGCCGCGGCAGCAGGAGAUUGCCGUUGCACGCGGCAAAAUCUUGGAGCUGUGCAGGCCAGACGACAACGGAAAGGUGCUGACGGUCGUCGCGUCGGAGGUGUUCGGAACGAUCCGCUCCAUCGCAACCUUCCGCCUCACCGGCGGCAACCGCGACUACCUCGUCGUCGGCUCCGACUCGGGAAGGAUUGUUAUUCUCGAGUUUGUCGCUGACAAGGGCGGGUGGGAGCGCGUGCACUGCGAGACGUUUGGCAAGUCGGGCGUGAGGCGCAUUGUGCCGGGCCAGUACGUGGCGACGGACCCGCGCGGGCGGGCGGUGAUGGUGGGCGCGGUGGAGAAGCAGAAGCUGGUGUACAUCCUCAAUCGCGACUCCGCCGCGCGCCUCACCAUCUCCUCUCCCCUCGAGGCGCACAAGUCGGCCAGCCUCACCUUUGCGCUCGUCGGCGUCGACGUCGGCUUCGAGAACCCGAUCUUUGCGGCCCUCGAAGUCGACAUGGACGAGGUGGAGACGGACCCGGACACGCACGAGCCCCUCUUCGAGAAGGUUCUCACCUUCUACGAGCUCGACCUCGGCCUCAACCACGUCGUCCGCAAGUGGUCCGACGCCGUCGACCCGACCGCAAACCUGCUGGUCGCCGUGCCGGGCGGAGCGGACGGGCCGGGCGGGGUGCUCGUGUGCGCCGAGAACUUCAUCGUGUACAAGAACCACGGGCACGCGGACAAGCGGUGCCCUCUGCCGCGGCGGAAGGACCUGCCGCCCGAGCAGGGGCUGCUGCUGGUCGCCUCCGCCGUCCACCGCCAGCGUGACCUCUUCUUCAUCGUCGUGCAGAGCGAGGCGGGCGACCUGUACAAGGUGACGGUGCAGACGGACGGCGAGGACAAGGACGCGGUCAGCGAGGUCAAGGUGCGCUACCUCGACUCGGUGCCCACCUGCGUCGCCCUCUGCAUCCUCCGCUCGGGCUUCCUCUUUUGCGCCUCCGAGUUUGGCAACUCUGGCUUCUACCAGUUCCAGGGCGUCGGCGAGGACGACGAGUCGCCCUCGUGCUCCUCGCUCACCUUCGAGGGGGGCGACGAGGCGGCCGCCGCGGCGGCUCGCGCGCGGCGCGGUGCCGUCGUCGAGCUCGAGCCGCGCCCGCUGCGCAACCUGCUGCACGUCGACGACAUCGACUCGCUCUGCCCGAUGAUCGACGCAAAGCUGCUCGAGCUGGGGGAGCGAGGCGCGCCACCCUCGCUCGUCUCGCUCUGCGGCCGCUCGGCGCGGUCGACGCUGCGCGUGGUGCAGCACGGUCUCUCGGUCUCCGACCUGGCUGUCUCUGAGCUUCCCGGCAACCCGAACGCGGUCUGGACGGUCAAGAAGCGCAAGAGCGACCAGUUCGACGCGUACAUCGUCGUCUCGUUCGUCAACGCGACGCUGGUCCUCUCGAUCGGAGAGACGGUCGAGGAGGUGAGCGACUCGGGCCUCAAGCCCGACACGCCGACCCUCGUCGUCGCGCUCCUCGGCGAGGACUCGCUCGUGCAGGUCUACCCGGCGGGCAUCUACCACGUGCGCGCCGACGGCCGUGCGUCCGAGUGGCGGCCUCCGCGCGGCAAGCCGAUCGUGCAGGCGUCGGCCAACAACCGGCAGGUCGCGGUCGGGCUGCAGGGCGGCGAGGUCGUCUACUUCGAGCUCGACGAGACGGGCACCCUCGCCGAGCUCGACAAGAAGGACCCUCGCCCCUCGCGGCGGCGCGACCUCGGCCUCGAGGUGUCGUGCCUCGAGCUCGGCCGCGUGCCCGACGGCCGCGCGCGCUCGCGAUUCCUCGCCGUCGGCGGGCUCGACUCGACGAUCCGCAUCCUCUCGCUCGACCCGGACGAGUGCAUGAACGUGCUCGCCGUCCUCGCGCUGCCCGCGCAGGCCGAGUCGGCGGCGCUCGCCUCGCUGCAGCUCGGCCGGCCCGGCACGCCGCCCGCCCUCUUCCUCUGCAUCGGCCUGAGCAACGGCGUGAUGCUGCGCGCGCGCAUCGACCAGCGGUCAGGCCAGCUCUCGGACACGCGCACCCGUUUCCUCGGCGGCAAGCCAGCGCGCCUCUUCCGCACCUCGCUCGGCGGCGGCGACGGCGUGCUCGCCCUCUCGUCGCGUUCGUGGGUGCUCUACUCGCUCGCGGGCGCGCUGCACACGACGCCGCUCUCGUAUGUGCCGCUCGACGCGGGCGCGUCCUUCGCGUCGGAGCACUGCCCCGAGGGCCUCGUCGCCAUCGCGGGCAACACGCUGCGCAUCGUCUCCGUCGACCGGCUCGGCGACGCCUUCACCUCGGAGGCGGUGCCGCUGCGGUACACGCCGCGCCGGAUGGCACACCACUCCGUCUCCGGCCACGUGGUGGUCAUCGAGAGCGACCACAACGCGCUCUCCGCCGACGAGAAGGAGGAGGAGGCGGACGGCAUGCUGAUGGAGGCGUGCGUCGGCGUGCCCCGGGGCGGGGCGGGCAAGUGGGCCUCGGCCAUCCGCGUGCUCGAUUUGGCGGCGCGGCGCACCCUCUCCGUCAUCGAGCUCGCUGAGAACGAGGCGGCCGUCUCGGUGGCGGCGGUGCCGCUGCGCGAGCGCGGCGGCGAGACCUUCAUCGUCGUCGGCACCGUCAAAGACAUGACGCUGCACCCGCGCACGCUGACCUGCGGCUACCUGCACGUGUACCAGUUCGCAGAGGGCAACACGCAGCUCAACCUCGUCCACAAGACGCAGGUGGAGGACGUGCCCGCCGCCAUCGCGCCGUUCGGCGGCCGCGUGCUCGUCGGCGUCGGCAGCGGGCUGCGCAUCUACGAGAUGGGCGCGAAGAAGCUGCUGCGCAAGGCGGAGCUCAAGGGGCUGCCGACGAUGGUGCAGUCGCUGCACGUCAUCUCGUCGCAGCGAAUCGUCGUCGGCGACCUCUCCGAGUCCUUCCACUUUGUGCACUACAAGCGCGCCGACAACACGCUCACCGUCUUCGCCGAUGACAUCGCGCCGCGCUGGCUCACCGCCGCCUGCCCGCUCGACGCGCACUCGCUCGCGGGCGCCGACAAGUUCGGCAACAUCUUCGUCUGCCGCCUGCCGCGCGAGGUGAGCGACGACGCGGACGACGCGGCGCUGAUGGCGGCGAGCGCCGGCCGCGACGACCUCGCGCUCAAUGGCGCGCCGUCCAAGGCGGAGGAGGUUGUGCAGUUCCACGUGGGCGAGACGGUCACGUCGCUGCAGAAGGUGUCGCUCGGGCCGGGCUGCGCCGAGGUGAUCCUCUACACGACCCUCUUCGGCGGCAUCGGCGCGCUGCUCCCGCUCACCUCGCGCGAGGACGUCGAGCUGCUCACCGCCCUCGAGAUGCACGUGCGGCAGGAGGCGCCGCCGCUCUGCGGCCGCGAGCAGCUCUUCUUCCGCUCCGCCUACUUCCCCGUCAAGGCGUGCGUCGACGGCGACUACCUGACGCUCUUCAACUCGCUGCCCGCCGCCGAGCAGAAGACGAUAGCCGACGACCUCGACCGAACGCCCGCCGAGAUCUCCAAAAAGCUCGAGGAGCUCGCCGCGCGCAUCCUGUAGUGCCGCCGGCAAAGUCGGCGCCGGUGGGAGGGGGCGCUACCAUCUGUCGGGGCCCGCCGAGUCCGCGCGUACACGCUCGGUAUCGCAGCGCGGCGGGGGUGUCGCGAGGCCCGUGCGCGUGCGGGUAGUCGCUCAGGGGAGCUAGGAACACAUAUAUCACAUCAUCGCCGCGGUCUCUGUGGGCGCACUCUGUGACGCAUGUGCAUCACCAUCACUACACGCCACGAAAUAAAU